This is a messenger RNA of Ostreobium quekettii, 654 nucleotides long. The record is from the annotation of a GenBank genome assembly. NCBI's taxonomy places the organism in Eukaryota, Viridiplantae, Chlorophyta, Ulvophyceae, Bryopsidales, Ostreobiaceae.
AUGCAGGUCAGUGCGUCCUUUGGCGAUGAUGUGUGGGAUGCCAAGAAUUUUGGACAGGUCAUGUUUGCAAUCAGAACCCGCAAUGGUGGGGUGUUCCUCAAAGUGCAGAAGAUGUUUGGAGACACAUCACAAAUUGAGGAUGUUCCUGCAGAUGCCGCUUGGAAACGAGAACGGAACCAGGGCAAUGUCGGACAAGGUGUUAGGGAACAGCAACGCAAGAACUACAUAGCCAACAGGCAGCUGGAGGAGGAGCGCACUACACUCUUCAAAGGUGCCAUGGGAAAGUUCAGGAAGGGCGACCUUCAGGGUGCCCUGAUCGACUUUGAAAAUGUGGUGGCCAUGGAGCCCAGGAAAUACAUAGGAGACAAUUUUGCUCGCUACACAGACAUCUACCCCUAUGCUCAGUACAAUAUUGCGUGCUGCUACUCGGCCAUGAACCAGCUGGAGGCUGGGCUGGAGGCGCUGGAGGGAGCACUGAGCUCAGGGUUCGAUGAUUUUGACAAAGUGAGGACGGAUGCCAACCUGGCGGCACUGAGCAACACGGAGGGUUUUGAGCAACUUAUACGAAAGUAUGAUGAGCCUAUCAUCAACGAGAAUGCAGUCAGGGUUUUGAAGAAUUUGUUCUCGUUUGGACGCGGCCAAGACGAGGACUGA